Oxyura jamaicensis (ruddy duck) is the source of this 2127-nucleotide messenger RNA. RefSeq names its product collagen alpha-1(XI) chain-like. Gene Ontology annotation, cellular component: collagen trimer. Gene Ontology annotation, biological process: collagen fibril organization; cartilage development; sensory perception of sound. The annotation marks the transcript as partial. The record is from RefSeq and is a predicted model, not a curated record. The transcript has 28 exons. NCBI's taxonomy places the organism in Eukaryota, Metazoa, Chordata, Aves, Anseriformes, Anatidae.
AUGGGGGGGCUCAUUUCCCGUGGCAGCCAGCCCCCCACUUCUGCCUGGGUCCCCUGGGAGCUGCCCUGGGGACAUCCCCCUCCUGUCCCCUCACGGCUCCUCACGCUGCUCUUUGCCUCCCCGCAGGGCCUGCCGGGGGAGCGGGGGCUGCCCGGCCCCACGGGGAAACCGGGCCCGAAGGGAGAUCCUGGCCACGACGGGGCCCCCGGCGUGGUGGGAGAGAAGGGUCCCCAAGGUCCGCAGGGUCCCAACGGCUUCCCGGGCACCAAAGGGCCCCCUGGCCCCGCGGGGAAGGACGGCUUGCCGGGACACCCGGGGCAGCGCGGAGAGCCGGGAUUUCAUGGCAAAACCGGCCCCCCCGGCCCCACGGGGGUGGUGGGACCCCAGGGUAAACUGGGCGAAACGGGGCCGGUGGGCGAGAGGGGGCACCCAGGCCCUCCUGGCCCCCCCGGGGAGCAGGGUCUGCCUGGAGCUGCUGGCCGAGAAGGAGCCAAGGGAGACCCCGGCCCGGCUGGCGUUGCUGGUAAGAGCGGCCCCCUGGGCAUCCACGGCUUUCCUGGCACGCGGGGGGCACCCGGAGAGACGGGUCCCCCUGGCCUGAAGGGUGGCGAAGGCCCCCCCGGCCCCCCUGGGCCCACGGGUUCCCCUGGCGAGCGAGGCCCCACGGGGGCUGCGGGAGGCAUCGGCCUGCCCGGCCGUGGGGGUGCGCAGGGCCCCCCCGGUCCCCUGGGCGAGAAGGGGUCCCCGGGCGAGCGGGGUCCCAUGGGUCCGGCCGGGCACGACGGGGUCCAGGGCCCCCUGGGGCUGCCGGGGCCCCCCGGUCCCCCCGGCCCCGCUGGAGAGGAUGGGGACAAGGGCGAGAUGGGGCUUCCCGGACAGAAGGGCAGCAAAGGCGACAAGGGCGAGGCGGGUCCUCCAGGCCCGCCAGGAAUCCAGGGACCCAUCGGGCACCCCGGCCCUGCGGGAGCGGAUGGGGAGCCGGGGCGCCGCGGGCAGCAGGGGAUGUUUGGGCAGAAAGGAGACGAGGGAUCGCGGGGUCACCCCGGCCUGAGCGGCCCCCCCGGAUUACAGGGCAUGCCAGGCCCCCCAGGAGAAAAGGGCGAAAACGGAGACGUUGGCCCCAUGGGACCCCCCGGAGCGCCAGGACCCCGUGGGCCGCAGGGACCCAGUGGUGCCGAGGGUCCCCAGGGAAUGCCGGGUGGCGUGGGACAGCCGGGGGCCGUGGGAGAAAAGGGUGAGCCCGGUGAAGCCGGGGACCCCGGAGCCCCUGGGGAGCCUGGCCCAGCCGGUGUGAAAGGAGACGUGGGGGAGAAGGGAGACGCGGGGCCGUCGGGGGCAGCCGGACCCCCCGGCAAGAAGGGCCCCCCGGGAGAGGAUGGAGCCAAAGGCAACCUGGGUCCCAUCGGCUUCCCAGGGGAUCCCGGCCCCCCCGGAGACCCCGGCCCGCCGGGUCUGGACGGGGCUGUUGGAGAGAAGGGUGACGGUGGGGACCCCGGCCUGCCGGGUCCGCCAGGCGCCUCAGGGGAACCGGGGCCCCCAGGCCCCCCCGGGCGGAGGGGACCCCUGGGACCCGUGGGGCGCGAGGGCCGUCAGGGCGAGAAGGGUGCCAAGGGGCAGCCCGGCACCGAGGGGCCGCCUGGGAAGACGGGACCCGUGGGGGCGCAGGGGCCCCCGGGGAGGCCAGGCUCUGAAGGGUUGCGGGGGAUCCCUGGCCCUGCGGGCGAACAAGGCCUCCUGGGGGCACCGGGACAAGCGGGACCACCCGGCCCCCUGGGCCCCGUGGGAUUGCCCGGCCUCAAGGGAGACCCCGGCCACAAGGGAGAUAAGGGCCACGCUGGCUUGAUCGGGCUCAUCGGACCGCCGGGGGAGAUGGGGGAGAAAGGAGACCAGGGGCUCCCGGGCAUCCAGGGCCCCCCGGGACCCAAAGGAGACCCCGGUUUGGCUGGCCCCACCGGCCCCCCCGGCCCCCCCGGCCCCCCCGGGCUCUCGGGUCCCUUGGGCCAGAAGGGCUCCAAAGGCUCGCCGGGCGCUCUGGGUCCCCGAGGUGACACAGGCCCCCCAGGGCCCCCAGGCCCACCGGUAAGGGAUGCUUUGGGGCACAGGGACAACGGGGGGGGGGGGGGGGGG